CUUUUUUAUCUCGUGCGAAAAUCCCAUCCAUUUGACCUUCUGCUUAUUUAUACUCCUACUCCCGCGACGUAUCAGAUACUCAAUCACCCCGCAAUCUCUUGCUCCGUGCCCUAGCAGAUUCUACCCCUUUUUUUUACUAACAAUUUUAACUCGUGAAUUCAACGCCAUAACUAAUCGAAACUGCUUCCUCAAUUUCGAAUUCACUAACUUAUUGGAGAAAAUCGAAAGAAAAAGAGGGAAUAGGAGGCUUCGCCAGCGGUGGUGCUGCAGCCACCACGCCGCCGGUGAACAAAGCGGCGACACCUCUGCUGCUAUUUAAUUGAGCCAUAAUUUGGCAGAACAUAGGCCUUGCGUUUGAUGAUCCACGGCUGCCAUUGAAAAUUUUAUAUCGAUGUUGAAAACUUGAAAUGGCGAAGGCUAAAAAGGCAAAGAAUGAAGAGCAGAGAGAUGGAGAUAAUAGUAAUUCAGAGGCAGUUGUCAAGCAUCAGAAACUCUGUCUGUCCAUUGACAUGGACCGCCGCCGAAUCUAUGGGUACACAGAACUGCAAAUAGCUAUACCGGACAAUGGAAUAGUGGGUUUGCAUGCAGAUAAUUUGGAAAUUGAAAAUGUUACGGUUGAAGGAGAGCCAGCAAUGUUUGAAGUCUUCCCUCACUAUCAGCAUCUGGACCCCAAGGAUAGAUGGUCCGUGGUUUCAUCAGCUACUUCAGCUGCUGAUGCCUCCGGGUCUGUUUACUUGUCAUCUCUUGAGAUCGAAUUACUUCCAAAUUUACUGAUAAUGUGUAGCAAGACCACUAAAAUGGACGACAAUCAAGAAGAAUAUAUGCAGGUGGACAAUGGUGAACCUGCCUUGGCUGAUGCUAACAGGCCAGUGCAGAAUGUGAAACUUGUGCGCAUUGAAUAUUGGGUUGAAAAAGCAGAGACGGGGGUUCAUUUUAAUGGCAAUGUCUUGCAUACAGACAACCAGUUGAGGCGUGCACGGUGCUGGUUUCCUUGUUUGGACGACAGUGUGCAGUGUUGCUGUUAUGACCUUGAAUUUACGGUGGCCAGUGAUCUUGUCGCAGUUAGUUCCGGAACCUUACUUCAUCAGGUUUUGACCAAGGAUGAUCCACCACAGAAGACAUAUGUUUAUAAACUAGAUGUUCCUGUAGCUGCUCAAUGGAUAUCUCUGGCAGUUGCACCAUUUGAAAUUCUUCCUGAUCGACAUCGUGGUUUGCUCUCAUACUUUUGUCUACCUUCUAACUUGUCAAAGCUGCGGAAUACAGUGGUAUUUUUCUACAAUGCUUUCAGCCACUAUGAGGAUUACCUCUCUGCAUCAUUUCCAUUUGGAUCAUACACACAAGUGUUCAUUGCUCCUGAGAUGACGGUAUCCUCAUGGAGUUCAGGAGCUUCUACGAGUAUCUUCAGCUCUCAUCUUCUGUUUGAUGAGAAGCUCAUUGAUCAGACUAUAGAGACGAGGAUUAAACUUGCUUAUGCUCUUGCCAGACAGUGGUUCGGAGUAUAUAUCACCCCUGAAGCACCAAAUGAUGAGUGGUUGGUGGAGGGUCUUGCUGGGUUUCUUACUGAUUCUUUUAUUAAGAGGUUUCUGGGAAACAAUGAAGCGCGCUAUAGAAGAUACAAGGCCAAUUGUGCUGUAUGCCAAGCAGAUGAUAGUGGUGCUACUACCUUGAGCUCCAGUGCUGCUUCUAAGGAUUUGUAUGGCACCCAGUGCAUUGGUUUUUAUGGAAAAAUAAGAUCAUGGAAAUCUGUAGCUGUCCUUCAAAUGUUGGAGAAGCAGAUGGGUCCGGAGUCCUUUCGUAAAAUUCUACAGAAUAUUGUUUUGAGGGCUCGAGAUGGUAAUCGUUCUUUGAGAACACUGAGCACCAAAGAGUUCCGUCACUUUGCUAAUAAAAUCGGAAAUCUUGAGCGGCCAUUUCUUAAAGAGUUCUUUCCUCGCUGGGUUGGAUCUUGUGGUUGUCCAGUGCUGAAGAUGGGAUUUUCCUAUAACAAAAGAAAGAAUAUGAUUGAAUUAGCUGUUCUGCGGGGAUGCACUUCUAGACCUGAUUCUUGGGUAGGCAUUGAUAAUAUCAAUCCUGAUUCUGAAAAUCGAGAUGGUGUAGUUGGGUGGCCCGGGAUGAUGAGUAUAAGGGUGCACGAGCUCGAUGGCAUGUAUGACCACCCUUUUCUGCCCAUGGCUGGUGAACCCUGGCAGUUACUGGAGAUUCAGUGUCAUUCUAAACUUGCUUCAAAGCGCUUCCAGAAAACCAAGAAGGGCACCAAGGCUGAUGGUUCUGAUGACAAUGGUGAUGCUGUGCCCACAACUGAUGUGCGGCCCAAUUCUGAGUCUCCCCUAUUGUGGCUCCGCGCUGAUCCAGAAAUGGAAUAUCUUGCUGAAGUACAUUUUAAUCAACCUGUGCAAAUGUGGAUAAAUCAGUUGGAGAGGGAUAAGGACGUUGUUGCUCAGGCACAAGCUAUUGAAGUAUUGGAAGCAUUGCCACAACUUUCCUUUUCCGUUGUUAAUGCUCUAAAUAAUUUUCUCAUUGACUCCAAGGCUUUCUGGAGAGUUCGCAUACAGGCUGCAUAUGCAUUGGCUGCUACCACAAGUGAGGACACUGACUGGGCUGGCUUGCUUCAUCUGAUAAACUUUUAUAAAAGUCGAAGAUUUGAUCCAAAGAUCAAUCUUCCCAGGCCAAAUGACUUCCAUGAUUUCCAGGAGUACUUUGUACUUGAGGCAAUACCACAUGCAAUAGCUAUGGUCAGAUCUUCAGACAAGAAGAGCCCUAGAGAAGCUGUUGAGUUUAUUCUGCAACUUCUGAAGUACAAUGAUAACAGUGGGAACACAUACUCGGAUGUUUUCUUGGUAGCUGCAUUGGUCCAAUCUGUUGGCGAACUUGAAUUUGGACAGCAGAGUGUCAUCUAUUUACCCUCCUUGCUGAAGCGUCUUGAUCGUCUUUUGCAAUUCGACAGGUUGAUGCCAAGUCACAAUGGGAUUUUGACAAUCUGUUGUAUCCAGUCACUUACUCAAAUGGCACUCAAACUAUCAGAAUUCAUUCCUCUUGAUCAUGUUGUUGAACUUAUUAGACCAUAUCGGGUAUCAAAGACGUGGCAAAUUCGAAUUGCUGCAAGCAGAGGCCUAGUUGAACUUGAAGUUCAGUGUAAAGGAAUAGAUGCAGCACUGAAACUGUUCAUCGAGUACCUUAAUGAUGAGACAUCUCUACGAGGACAAACCAAAUUAGGUCUCUGUGCUUUGCGCAUAUCACAGAUGAUUAAUCAAUCCAAUGGUGACAAUGGCAUAAAGAGUGACACACUUGACUUCAAGGUUAAGCGUGCUUGA
Molecule: messenger RNA, 3311 nt
Organism: Salvia miltiorrhiza (redroot sage)
Lineage: Eukaryota; Viridiplantae; Streptophyta; Magnoliopsida; Lamiales; Lamiaceae
Product: transcription initiation factor TFIID subunit 2
Exons: 25
Coding region: 408-3311 (967 amino acids)
Biological process (GO): transcription initiation at RNA polymerase II promoter
Cellular component (GO): transcription factor TFIID complex
Molecular function (GO): metallopeptidase activity; zinc ion binding; RNA polymerase II general transcription initiation factor activity
Source: RefSeq, a predicted model, not a curated record